AUGCCGGCCUCCCGCCACGCCCGCCAACACCACCACCAGCCAAGAAGGCCCGGCGGUUGUCUGGAACGGUGGUGUUCACAUCACCGUGAACGCCCCCCGCCUCCUCGCUCCUCCUCGGCGGGCGCCGCCCCUCCGCGCGCCAAGCCCACCAAGCCCGCCAAAAAGCCGCGUCGGCGGAAGCGCCCUGAUAAGGACCAAAAAAAGGCCGCAAUGGCCAAAAAGAAAGAGGGGGAGAAGAAGAAGAAAGAAAGGAGGCCGACGCCAGCAUCAGUAUAG
Molecule: messenger RNA, 276 nt
Organism: Aspergillus viridinutans
Lineage: Eukaryota; Fungi; Ascomycota; Eurotiomycetes; Eurotiales; Aspergillaceae
Exons: 1
Coding region: 1-276 (91 amino acids)
Source: RefSeq, a predicted model, not a curated record